AUGUAUGUGAAAUGGUUUGAUACAGGAAUGUUAUACUAUGUGAUUUUAGUGAAUUUAGUGAAUGCCACUUUUUGUCAUUUUCAAAUUUCCCGCCGUUCCAUCCCCAUACGUCCCGACGCUCGCAGGGAACGGAACCCAGAAGACAGAUGCCGCAUCGGCCGGAGGACAUUGCUGGGGACACUGCAGGGGGGACUACGCGGGAGCGCAGGACAAGGUAAGUGAAGAAGAGAUCCCGGAGCAAUGCUGCAGGGUAUUCCCAAGUGUAGCUCGGGGUUACCGCUUGUGCUACACUCGGGAAUACCGCCAGGGAGGU
Molecule: messenger RNA, 313 nt
Organism: Staurois parvus
Lineage: Eukaryota; Metazoa; Chordata; Amphibia; Anura; Ranidae
Source: the annotation of a GenBank genome assembly